AUGACAGAACCUGACAACUCUCUCUCAACAGGAUGGUUCAACUUCAUAAUGCCCACUUCUCCUCCCAUAAAAGAAGCUCUUCCUCUUCUCAAUAAACUAAGCCUCACAAAAGAAUAUCAUAAGGCCCCAUGGAAUGCCAUGGAGGAUGAAGAUUGUUCCACAAUCGCCAAUAAUGAAAGUGAAACUGUAUCUUUGCAUAUAGGGCUUCCGAUAAGCUCAAGUUCUGGUUCAUCAGGAUCCGGGGCCAAUACUGGAUAUGGUUUUAAUGUACUUUCAGGGCUGCCCUCAAACAGCCUGAACAAGGGCCAAUACUGGAUUCCUACCCCUUCCCAGAUUAUCAGUGGACCAACUCAGUUUUCGUGUCACAUUUGCUACAAGAGUUUUAACAGAUACAACAACUUGAAGAUGCAUAUGUGGGGGCAUGGAUCACAGUACAGAAAAGGGCCUGAAUCUCUAAGGGGAACUCAACCAACUGGAAUGCUAAGGCUUCCAUGCUAUUGUUGUGCACCUGAAUGCAAGCACAAUAUUGAUCACCCAACAGCAAGGCCCCUCAAAGACUUCAGGAUCCUCCAAACACAUUACAAGAGAAAGCAUGGAACAAAAUCAUUCGUGUGCACAAAAUGUGGGAAACCCUUUGCAGUUAAGGGUGAUUGGAGAACACAUGAAAAGAACUGUGGCAAGAUUUGGUACUGCAUUUGCGGUUCUGAUUUCAAGCACAAAAGGUCCCUUAAAGAUCACAUUAAAGUCUUUGGUCUUGGACACCAAACUUUGGGAAUUCGCAUUGAUUUUGAAGAAGAUGAUGAAAAUCUGCUGGAAACAUUUCAUCUAAAAGUUUAAAUUUUAGUUUUUAGAGAGGACAAAUUCAGUCAUUUUGAUUCAGUGAUAAGAUGCUUGGUACUAUGUUAAACGACAUUUAAAAGUUUAAGAUUUGAAGAUGGGGUAAUUUGUUCAUUUGAAUUUUACCUUCCCAUGAGAAGGAGAGAUUUGUUCAGAGGCCAAUUACGGCGGGAAUCUCCAGUAUGAUACGGGAGUGAAUUGUAGUAUAAAAUUUUAUGAAUGUAUAUGGAUGCCGAAAUUCAUAUUCGUACGGCAAUCAAGCGUCAAUUGUUCUUUAUGUUGUAAUGUGACAAA
Molecule: messenger RNA, 1131 nt
Organism: Olea europaea var. sylvestris
Lineage: Eukaryota; Viridiplantae; Streptophyta; Magnoliopsida; Lamiales; Oleaceae
Product: zinc finger protein WIP2-like
Exons: 3
Coding region: 1-837 (278 amino acids)
Biological process (GO): regulation of gene expression; anatomical structure development
Cellular component (GO): nucleus
Molecular function (GO): DNA-binding transcription factor activity
Source: RefSeq, a predicted model, not a curated record